Messenger RNA from Prunus avium (sweet cherry), 855 nucleotides. RefSeq names its product LOB domain-containing protein 21-like. Lineage: Eukaryota; Viridiplantae; Streptophyta; Magnoliopsida; Rosales; Rosaceae. The record is from RefSeq and is a predicted model, not a curated record.
AGAAAUUGGAAGUGGAUUUAGUUAAUGAAGCCAUGAACAUGAAGGGAAGUCAUGAGCCUCGUUCAACCUCAUCCUGUGCAGCUUGCAAGUUACUGAAAAGAAAGUGCAGCCCCACCUGCAUUUUCGCACCAUAUUUUCUCCCCGACGAGCCCAAAAAGUUUGCCAAAGUUCAUAAAGUGUUUGGAGCAAGCAAUGUGAGCAAGAUCCUAACUGAAGUGCCGGAGGAACGACGCGAGGACACGGUGAAUUCGCUGGCUUAUGAGGCAGAGGCAAGGCUGAGAGAUCCGGUUUACGGUUGCAUUGGUGCCAUAGCUAUGUUGCAGAGGAAGAUGAUUGAGCUGCAACAUGAUCUGGCUAUUGCUAGAGCCCGUCUUGCUUGUUAUGCUUCCAAUUCUUUAUCAUCAUCGUCACCAACAGCUUCUGCUUCUUCUUGUUAUGGUGUCUUGGAUGAUCAGCUCAGCGAGGCUGCUUUAAGUGCGGUUGGCUUUCCUGCCUGCAGCGGAUUUAGUAAUAGUUUCAUGAGCCAGAGUGCACCUGAACUGAACAGCCAUAGCCAGCAUGGACAAACUAGUGAUUUUAGCUGCGCCCCAUAUAUACUGUGAAUUUUAUUAUGAUCUCUUUGUGUCUCCAUCUGUGAUGGUAAUUUGGGAAUAUGUGGCCUUAAUUUGUGAUUAUAAUAAAGUAAUGGGAUCGGUGAGAAUUUAAAGCAAAGGGAGGGGCAGCAUAUUUAUUUUCAGCUCAGCCUCCUAGUUUGAGAACCCAAUUCGUGUCACAGAACACUUGCCUUUAGAUUGUUUUCCAAGAAUGAAUUGUGAUUAGUAGAAUAGAAUGCAAAAGUAGCUGUUGGUGCUUCUA